Molecule: messenger RNA, 468 nt
Organism: Symsagittifera roscoffensis
Lineage: Eukaryota; Metazoa; Xenacoelomorpha; Acoela; Convolutidae
Source: RefSeq, a predicted model, not a curated record
UAGAAUUUACUUGAAUUAUAGUUAAGCGUAAAGCUAAUUAAAAGAAACAAUUUUGCUCUUUGUAACGAUCUAGAGGGUGUGGAAUAAUUAUCCGAUGAAUCAUGGAAUCACGAAGUCAAACGAUGACGAGUCCUCGGAGUCAGAGUGUCCUUGACGGCGCGACACGGGAACAAACGAACACGAGUCUGGCUUGGAGUCCUGUUCCUUCGCCUCUUCUGAAUUCAGAUUUCACGUCAGAUGUCGAAACUACUUCGAGUAAUGAGAGCGAUACUGAAAUGAGCCCAGCCAAAGAGCUUUCUUCUUCUGAUCUGCAGUCUUCGAAUAAUCUAUUCUUGAAUAUUCUUUACAAAAUACUUCGCAAACCCCCGUCUAAAAAAGAACAAGAGACUCAUGAAGAGAUAAAACGUAAGCUGCACCCCAAAAAGCGAAUAGCUGCCGAAUGCCUGGAAGAAUAUUCUCAAUCAAGAG